CACCACACCCACACCCACAGCAAGUACAACAGAAGAACAAGUUGAAGAAGAAACAACAACGGUGAACGUCGACGAGGAGGUGGAGAUCUAUGGGGUCAAAAACAUCUAUCCCAGCAUGUGCCAUACUCGAGCUCUGCCAGUCACCACACCCACACCCACAGCAAAUACAACAGAAGAACAAGUUGAAGAAGAAACAACAACGGUGAACGUCGACGAGGAGGUGGAGAUCUAUGCUCUGCCAGUCACCACACCCACACCCACAACAAAUACAACAGAAGAACAAGUUGAAGAAGAAACAACAACGGCCAUCUCCGUGAAACAGAGUUAUAAUCUUACAAACGCUUCUUCUCCCACUGACCCAUGUAAUGACUUCUAUCAAUAUGCUUGCUCUGAUUGGGAAAAUAAUCACACUAUUCCGAAAGGUGAAUUGGGUAUUACAAGGAAGUCGGAAAUCCAAAAUUAUGUACGUCGUGACAUCUGGAAAAUAAUUGCUAAUGGGUCGUAUUCCACUAAUGAUACUCGGCUAAAUACUGUUCGUAAAUUCUACAAAUCCUGUGUGGAAUAUGGAAAUAUUUCUCUCCAGGAGACAAGAAGGCAGACAACUCGUUUGAUUGAAAGAUUAUUUGGUGGAUGGGAUUUGUUGUCGUCUUCUUCGCAGAAUCUCUCCGAAACAUCAACGCCACAACAGGGAGUUGACGAUUUCAAUUUAGAUGAUAUCUACUUUCCGAUUCUGAGCAUCACAAAAGGCUGUCCUUUAUUUUCAAUUGAUAUUAAUGGGGGAACCCAAACGAUCCAUAUUUCAGGUGGAAGAUUCGCUUCCUAUAAGGGCGCUUGUGAAAAGCAGGUGUAUGCUGAAAAUAUUGCGCCAAAGUAUUACGAAAAUGCGUAUAAACUGGGAGUAUCCCCAACCGAGGAGAGCAAGUUGCAAGCUGCUUUUGAAUCGCACACACGUUUGUGUCAUAAUCUGUAUGUUGCAAGGAAAUCCGACAAAACUGCAUAUUAUAAACAAGUUAAAAUGAGGGAAUUGAAUACAAUCUGUCCAUUGAUGAAUUGGAAAAAGUUGUUUGAAAGAUUAUUUCGACAAAUUGGAUUCAAAAAUUACAAAACAUUCAAAAUCAGUAUAGCGGACACAACAGCGUUAAAAUAUCAUUGCGCCUUACAUGAAAUUGAACUGUCAACACCUACUGGUAAAAGUACAAUUAAGAAUAUGGCUAUCAUGGACUUUAUGACAUAUCACGUUAACACUAUUGGGCUUGAAGUGAACAGUUCAGAAAGUGCAAAUUCUGAGAUGGACUCAGGUUUGAGCCCGAAAUUCUCAGUAUUUUGUAUCGAACAACUGAAAGAAACAUUUCCAUGGACUCUUGAAAGACAUUACGUUGCUCAGUACUUCAAAGAAAGUCAACGAAAUGAGGUUUUCAAUAUGGUCGAUGAAAUCAAGAAGACUGUGAAUGAUUCAUUCGAAAAGCUGACAUGGUUGAAUGACGGAAUGAAGCGCUUCGUGAUUGACAAGCUACAGUAUCCGAUUGAUGAAAACACCUACAUUAUGAAUGAAUAUUAUGCACGCAGGGCAAAAGUCCUCGACGACUAUCGAAAGGAAGUAUUCGGUCUGGGAGAGAAAUUGAAUGCACAAAGAGCAACUUAUAUACCCUCAGCCUCUUAUUGGCCCACUGAAAACCGCAUAAAUAUUAAUGGUGCUUUGCUGAAUCUACCGAUUAACCGUGAUAAUCAAACUAUUUCGGAAAAAUAUGGAGGAUUGGGUUGGCAUAUAGCUCAUGAAAUAUUACACGCUGUUGAUACAUCCUGUAUACUUAUCGAUGAGAAUGGAAAUGACAGGCCUCCCAAUAUCGCCCGCAAUGAAUUUCUUGCCCUCUUGAAGCAAACAGAAUGUCUACGAAAACAGUACACAAAUUACGAUUAUACGAGUGAAAAGAGUGGAACAAUUCCAGUUCUGGAUGAAAUUCUAUCAGAUAACGGAGGUCUGAGGAUAGCAUACCAGACAUUUCAAAGACUGACGAGAAAUCUUACCAAUGAUGCUGGUGAAAACACGAACUCAUCUUCCACUUCGGAAAAAUCGUUUUUCUAUAAUUUUGCUCAGACAUUUUGUGAAAAGUAUACUGCAGAAGGAAUAACUGAAGACAUGAGUAACUCUGAUCACGUGCUGGGGCAUUACAGAGUAGUCGGUGCCUUGUCGAACAGUGAAAACUUUGCAAGAGCAUACAACUGUCCAGUGGGCUCACCAAUGAAUCCAAGUGAAAAGUGUCAUGUAUGGUGAAUGACUUUGUGUUCAUAGUUCUCAGUGAACGCAUAUAUUCGUGUUCUCAUCUGAAAAGAAACUGAACUGUAAUGAUGUGCUAUUUUGAAUAAUUUUUUUGUCGAACUGUUGUUAUCAUAAUAUACUCAUCUGAGUGAA
Trichobilharzia regenti is the source of this 2410-nucleotide messenger RNA. Lineage: Eukaryota; Metazoa; Platyhelminthes; Trematoda; Strigeidida; Schistosomatidae. The record is from the annotation of a GenBank genome assembly.